This is a messenger RNA of Cylicocyclus nassatus, 402 nucleotides long. The record is from the annotation of a GenBank genome assembly. Lineage: Eukaryota; Metazoa; Nematoda; Chromadorea; Rhabditida; Strongylidae.
AUGGGAAAUGCGGAAUCGUCUGAUUCGCUCUCUUUGAAGCACAGACCGCGAUCGCAAUCUCCUCUAGCAAAACCGAGUAGUAUACGGGACGGGAAUGUACGCAACAUUGACAGCAGCCGUCAAUGUAUGACUGAAUGCCCACCACGAAGAUCGAAGACAUGCCGUGGCAGAAAUCCACGCAAAAAGGCAAUCUGCAGCAUUACUGGAUUGACACUUCAUCAAAAAGCGUUGCUGAUGCGAAAGUGGAACAGAAUGGAAGCAGCAACAGCCUACGAACUCGGAAGACGCGUGUUUGAAACGAUUUUUUCCGAAAACCCACACUAUUUGGCAUAUAUCGAUCUGAAAGGAGAACCGAACUGGAGGAAUCACAUUAAUUUCAAAAUUCAUGGUGAUUACAGGUGA